This is a messenger RNA of Trachymyrmex cornetzi, 1098 nucleotides long. RefSeq names its product Protein pasi2 (gene pasi2). The record is from RefSeq and is a predicted model, not a curated record. The transcript is spliced from 6 exons. Bases 227 to 991 code for a protein of 254 amino acids. Gene Ontology annotation, biological process: establishment of glial blood-brain barrier; septate junction assembly; regulation of tube length, open tracheal system. Gene Ontology annotation, cellular component: plasma membrane. NCBI's taxonomy places the organism in Eukaryota, Metazoa, Arthropoda, Insecta, Hymenoptera, Formicidae.
UAGCAUACAAGCGACCCAAGCGACUGAAACAGCGUUUCGAAUAUUUGACAAGGCGUGUCCAUUACACGAAAAAUUAGUACAAAACGUUUUGCAUACGCUCUAAAGCAUGCAAACGCAAUAAUUCCAGAAGAGGAAACAAUACAUAAAUACAUAUCGUUAAUCGCAUUAUUGUAAGGAACUUGCAUAAUUGAUUACCUAUUUAACAUCUCUAUAAAUCUGGGUCAAGAUGCAUUAUGGAAAGAAGUCUCCCAGCAUGGGAACACCAUCUGUAUAUUCCCAUGUAACCACUACUCGCAGUAGUGCAAAUCUCAGAUCGUCAAGGUCUGCUCGCAGCGUAAAGAUUCCAUGGUAUCAAAAACCGAUAGUGACGCAUGCUUACAUACUCGACAUUCAAAGAGGUGCUAUGUUUACCGCUGUAUUUUCAUUGUGCCUAGCCUUUUUCACGAUAUGUACAGCUAUUUUUGAUAUCUACUGUCUGUCACAAGCUGCGCCUGGCUCUACACACUAUGGAUAUUAUAUCAUAUCAUAUGAAUUUGUUUAUGUGGGCAAUCAACAUAUUCGAAAUGCUCUGAUUGUGUCUGCAUUGUUCUCGAUGUUGGGUGGAAUAGUUAUCUUUGUGACUUCUUUUAUAUUGAUCAGAGCUCUGCGAAAAGAACAUGAAAAGAGAAUGGUACCAUGGUUGUACAGUUUUGCCGUUUUCACAAUUUUCCGAUUCUUUGCUUUUAUAUUCUUCAGCAUUGUAAAUGACAUGAUAUUUGCAUAUAAUAUCAUGAUGUGUCUUCUAUGGAUAAUAUUUCUCUGCGUUUCUGCAUAUGGUUGGCUUAUCGUUUAUUCUUUAUAUCUUGAAUUAUGUGAUCUAACAAGAUUAGAAGAUCUGGCUCAUUUGCGGAUUGGUACAAUGCAGUCUCUAAAUGCAUCAACGACACAUUCUAUUGCCGGUUCUCGACCUACAACGCCUCAUAGUGCAGUGUCAACUAUGCCUGUUAAUUAAAUAAUUAUAUAUACGUAAUACCAUACAAAACUGUAUACAAUAGAUAAAAAAGGUAUUUGUAUGUUUUUUGUGAUCAUGUUUUAUAAAAAAAAGAGGAAUAUUAUCAU